UAUCUAUCUGUGUAAUUGUUUCUGUGUAUUCGCAAGAAAAUUAAAUUCAUUUAUUUUAAUCAAGUUACUCUUCAAAACAGUAAAAAAUCAGUGAGAGUAGCUUAAUCUGAAUUCCGUGGAUUUGAGUGGAAAUCCUCCAUUUUCGUAUUGAAAUCCUACUUCGAUUUGUGGCUAUUUUGGGGAUGCUGAUGAAGUGACCUGACUUGAAUUGACUGCAAUUUCCAGGGUUUCAUAUUACUGGAUGAAAAGGUUAUGACUUCAAUAGAAGAGGAGUGUACUCAGAAUGUCCGGUGACAAACGAAAAAUGGUGCCGCAGGGCCCUCCAGCCCCACUUGGUGGAGGCCAGCCAGUUCCGCCUUCUUUGCUAAGAGCAAAUUCGGGACUUUUGGGCAGUCAGGGGGGUGGCAGUGGCGGGCCUUCUCAAAAUGCAUUUCCAUCUCUGGUGUCUCCCCGAAAUCAGUUUAAUAACAUGAAUGUGAUUGGGAAUGCUCCCAAUGUAUCUUUGCACCGUCAGUCAUUUGGAAAUGGGGACCUGCGAUCUGCUCCUGGUAGCUCCCAGCAGAGAGGGCUUAUGGAUGGCGCGGCAGAGUCUAAUCCACUUUCUGGCAUUGGAAAUGGGAUGGGAUAUAACCAGCCUUCCUCAUCUUAUAUGUCUUCACCUAUGACAUCGAACCUAAAUUCAUCUGGUCAAGUUCAAGGCCAGCAGCAGUUCUCAAAUAAUUCAAGCAGCCAAAUGCUGACAGACCAGCAACAUGAUGCUCAGAAUUUUCAACAUAAUCAGCAGCAGAUGCAGCAGUUUUCUGCUCAGAGCAAUACCCAACAACAGCCACAGCAGCAGCAAUAUCAAGGAAUGCGAGCUGGAUCAGGAGGCGUGGGGCAUCUUAAGCUGGAGCCGCAAGUAAGUAAUGAGCAAGCACCACAGCAGCUGCAAGCUUUGCGUAACCUUGGUCCUGUGAAAUUAGAAUCUCUACAACUACAAAAUAUGAGAGGCUUGGGUCCUAUCAAGAUGGAAUCUCAACAGUCCGACUCAUCUCUGUUUAUGCAUCAGCAACAACAGCAGCACCUCCUCAUGUCAAGACAGUCCUAUCAGGCAGCUGCGGCUGCACAGAUUUUGCAUCAGCAGAGGCUUUUACAAAUUCAGCAACAGCAACUAUUAACAUCCAUGCCUCAACAAAGAUCCCAGCUAAUAUCUCAGUUUCAAAACCAGAAUUUGCCUAUUAGGCCUCCUUUAAAACCCAGUUAUGAGCCUGGAAGGUGUGCCCAAAGGCUAACUGAUUACAUGUACCAGCAACAACAUAGACCUGAAGAUAACAGUAUUGAGUUCUGGAGGAAAUUCGUAGGUGAAUUUUUUGUGCCUAAUGCCAAGAAAAAAUGGUGUGUCUCGAUGUAUGGAAGUGGUCGUCAAGGAGUUUUUCCCCAGGAUGUUUGGCAUUGUGAAAUCUGCAACCGCAAGCCUGGCCGUGGAUUUGAGGCAACUGCUGAGGUGCUGCCCAGACUCUUCAAAAUAAAAUAUGAAAGUGGUACUUUAGAAGAACUGCUCUAUGUUGACAUGCCCCAGGAGUAUCAGAAUUCAUCUGGCCAAAUUGUUCUGGAUUAUGCAAAAGCAACACAGGAAAGCGUCUUUGAGCAACUUCGUGUUGUCCGGGACGGUCAGCUUCGAAUUAUUUUCUCUCCCAACCUUAAGAUAUGCUCGUGGGAAUUUUGUGCUCGACGUCAUGAAGAGCUUAUUCCUAGAAGAUUGUUGAUUCCCCAGGUUGGUCAACUUGGUGCAGCUGCCCAAAAAUGCCAGGCUGCUACCUCAACUGCAUCUCCCAGUGCAUCUGUUUCUGAGAUACAAAAUAACUGCAAUAUGUUUGUUGCGUCAGCUCGCCAGCUUGCUAAAGCAUUGGAAGUUCCAUUAGUAAACGAUUUAGGAUAUACCAAGAGAUAUGUGCGGUGCCUGCAGAUAUCAGAAGUGGUGAAUAGCAUGAAAGAUCUUAUUGAUUAUGGCCGCCAAAAUGGAACAGGUCCUAUGGAGAGCUUGACCAAAUUUCCUCAAAUAACAAAACCUGGGUUUCAAGGGCAACCUCAGCGAAAUGAUGGUCAGCAGCAGCAGCAACAGCAAACAAUGGGCCAAAUUGCAAGCAAUCCUGCACAGGCUGCUGUUAUGCAACUUGCUGCUGCUAGUAAUGGCAUGCAGAGUGUGAGCAACAAUACAAACACAGGGCCCACAACUUCAUCUACUAGCAACAUUGCCAUGCUGCUCCACCAGAAUUCGAUCAACUCCCGUCAUCAAAACCCUAUUUCAAAUUCAAACAGUCCAUACGGAGGAGGUAACAACGUCCAGAUGCCAUCCCCUGGCUCUUCAAGCGCUAUGCCGCAAACUCAAUCUGCUCCUUCCCCUUUCCAAUCCCCCGCGCCAUCAUCUUCUAAUAACCCACAACCAUCUCCAUAUGGUGGUUUAUCAAGAGCUCCUGCAAACUCCUUAAAUCCACCAAAUGUUUCGAUGCAACAACCUUCUAUAUCUGGUGAUGCAGAUAUGCAUGAUUCACAAAGCUCAGUACAAAAAAUUAUAAAUGACAUGAUGAUUUCUUCACAGCUUGGAGGGGCUGGCAUGAUGGGCGCUGGGGCAAUGAGCGCUGACUUAAAAAAUGUUAAUGGAAUGCUGUCGCCAAACAACACUGCUGCUAUGAAUGGAACCAAUUGUUUGGCAGGUCAUGGAGUAGCAAAUGGAAACCCUUCGAUGAGUGGUUUGGGAUUUGGGAACCUCAGCAAUGGACACAGCCAAUCCACCCCAGCAAAUGGGGUCCUAUCAGCAGUUGGCAAUAACGCCCUGUCUAUGAACGGGAGAGCAGGUUUGGCGAUGGCACGGGAGCAGAGCUUGAGCCAACAACAGGAUUUAGGUAGCCAACUGCAUGAUGGUAUGGGGACAGUCAAUGGGUUCAAUGAUAUUCAGUUCGACUGGAAAUCAUCUCCCUGAUCGCUUCCUCAUUCAUCUGGUAUCAGCUGUUUGUGCAGCUUAAGAUCAGAAGUUGCCGUUAGUGUUUGGGACAGAUGCAUAUAAAAAGGAGAAACAAGUAAAGAUGAUUGGUUGUACUGAUUUAUGAGAAAGAUUCAGUACUAGUAUUACUUAUAACAUCAGCCUAUCUAUACUAAGCUGUAGUGAGCGGAAGGAACACUGAGACCUCGUAGCAGCUAUCCUCACAGCUCGUUGUGCUGUGCUGCGGCUUGUCGACCUACUCGUGGUUGUGAGUGUAUAUAGUUUGGAUUUCGAUUUAAUCAAAGAAGGUUAUUGUAGAAUUUUUCAUUGCAGUUUUUACCCCACAUUUUUCUCUACUGUUCUUUUAUUUAACUAGUUGCAUAAAAUGGUUAUGUUGUAGGUUAUUUGAGUUGUAAGUUGUUAGGCAACACCCACCUCCUACCCCCACCACAAAAAGUGAGUAAAAACGAUCACUUGUAUAGGGGCAAAGUUUUGGUGGGUGGUGCCUACGUUAUUCUUUUCACUUUAUUGGCUGCUCAUUAUUUAACUGGUGUUUUGGUUCU
Molecule: messenger RNA, 3522 nt
Organism: Salvia hispanica
Lineage: Eukaryota; Viridiplantae; Streptophyta; Magnoliopsida; Lamiales; Lamiaceae
Source: RefSeq, a predicted model, not a curated record